UUAAUAAAUCACUCAGCCUCCUUUUUGAAUGUGUGUCAGUCCUCAGACAGCUCUCAGAGACAGCUGAGCAGACACGGACGACACAUAACGGUCCCACCUUCACCAUCAUCAUCAUCGUCAUCAUCAUCGCUGUGCUGAAGUGGCCGUGAUCAUCAGACGUGAUAAUAAAUGCAUCUGAUCACAGCGUUUACAAUGGGCUCUAAGCGACGGAGAGCCACGUCUCCAUCCAGCAGUGUGAGCGGAGGAGAUUUCGAGGACAGCCAGACAACAUCUAUACCAUCAACCAGCCGGAAGAGGAGAAGAACCACAAACAUCCCCACUGUCGACCCUAUCGCUGUGUGUCAUGAGCUGUACAACACUAUCAGAGACUAUAAGGAUGAUCAGGGCAGGAUGCUGUGUGAACUCUUCAUCAGAGCACCAAAGAGAAGGAACCAGCCGGAUUACUAUGAUGUGGUGUCGCAGCCCAUCGACAUGAUGAAGAUCCAGCAGAAGCUGAAGAUGGAGGAGUAUGAUGAUGUUGAGCAGCUCACAGCCGACUUUCAGCUCCUAUUCAACAACGCCAAGACCUACUACAAAGUGUGUAUAUGUCAUACGCUAGCAGUCAAAUGUCUAAGUCAUUUCGAUUUCUUAAUGUUUUUUUAA
Pimephales promelas (fathead minnow) is the source of this 642-nucleotide messenger RNA. The record is from RefSeq and is a predicted model, not a curated record. NCBI's taxonomy places the organism in Eukaryota, Metazoa, Chordata, Actinopteri, Cypriniformes, Leuciscidae.